This is a messenger RNA of Gastrolobium bilobum, 2316 nucleotides long. RefSeq names its product homeobox-leucine zipper protein MERISTEM L1-like. The coding region runs from base 1 to 2172 and encodes 723 amino acids. Gene Ontology annotation, molecular function: lipid binding; DNA binding. Lineage: Eukaryota; Viridiplantae; Streptophyta; Magnoliopsida; Fabales; Fabaceae. The transcript is spliced from 11 exons. The record is from RefSeq and is a predicted model, not a curated record.
AUGUUUAACCCAAACGUGUUUGAUUCUCAACAACACUUGCUUGAUAUGUCAUCAUCUCACAAGACUUCCUCAGAGAGUGAUGAUUUCGAGAUUACACCCGGAAACGACAUCAUGGAAGCUCCUCCUUCCGGUGACGACCAAGAUCCGAACAAACCACCCAAAAAGAAGCGCUAUCAUCGCCACACACAGCACCAAAUACAAGAGAUGGAAUCUUUCUUCAAGGAGUGCCCUCACCCAGAUGACAAGCAAAGAAAAGCACUAGGCCUUGAACUCGGGUUAGAGCCUUUGCAAAUCAAGUUUUGGUUCCAAAACAAGCGAACCCAAGUUAAGACACAACAAGAACGCCAUGAGAAUAAUAUGUUGAGGAAUGAGAAUGAAAAACUUCGAGCUGAGAACAAUAGGUUCAAAGAGGCACUAAGUAACGCUACAUGCCCUAACUGUGGAAACCCUGCCGCUCUUGGGGAGAUGUCAUUUGACGAGCAACACUUGAGGAUUGAGAAUAAUCGAUUAAGAGAAGAGAUUGAAAGGUUGACGUCAGGAAUGGGAGCAAAAUAUGGCGGAAAACCUGGGUCUUCUUACUCUAACAUGUCAUCACAUAAUCACAUGGCUUCUCGCUCUCUUGAUAUAGGAGUUGGUAACUAUGGAGCACAGUCAGGCAUGGUAGGGGAAAUGUAUGGAGGCAAUGACUCUCUUAGGUCACUCCCAGUUCCUUCUGAUUCUGACAAACCCAUGAUUGUGGAGCUUGCUGUUGCAGCAAUGGAGGAACUAACAAGGUUGGCUCUGGCUGGAGACCCUUUAUGGGUCCCUGCCAACCACUGUAGUGAGAUUCUAAAUGAAGAUCAAUACUUGAUGAAUUUCCCUAGGGGAAUAGGUCCAAAACCCAUUGGGUAUAAAUCAGAAGCUUCAAGGGAAUCCGUGGUGGUUAUCAUGAAUCAUAUUAACCUCAUUGAGAUCCUUAUGGAUGUGAAUCAAUGGGCAACUGUGUUUUGCGGUAUUGUUUCAAGAGCAAUGACACUCGAAGUUCUGUCAACUGGAGUGGCAGGAAACUACAAUGGAGCCUUGCAAGUGAUGUCAGCUGAGUUCAUGGUCCCUUCGCCACUUGUUCCAACUCGUGACAACUAUUUUGUAAGAUACUGUAAGCAGCACCCAGAUGGGUCAUGGGCGGUGGUUGAUGUUUCCUUGGAUAAUCUGCGACCAAGUACAAUCUUAAGAAGCCGAAGACGCCCUUCUGGUUGUUUAAUUCAAGAAUUGCCAAAUGGUUACUCAAAGGUUACAUGGGUUGAACAUGUAGAAGUGGAUGAUAGCAUGGUGCAUAAUCAUUAUAAACUUCUAGUUAAUUCUUGCCUUGCAUUUGGAGCUAAACGAUGGGUGGCUUCAUUAGAUAGACAAUGCGAACGUCUUGCUAGUACAAUGGCCACCAACAUACCACCGGGGGACCGUUGUGUGAUAACCAGUGCUGAGGGAAGGAAAAGUAUGCUGAAGCUGGCAGAGAGAAUGAUAAUAAGCUUUAGUAAUGGUGUUGGUGCUUCUACGGCACAUACUUGGACAGCACUAUCGCGACCUAAUUGUGAUGAUGUAAGGGUUAUGACCAGAAAGUGUUUGGAUGAUCCGGGGAGACCUCCCGGUAUAGUUCUCAGUGCUGCAACUUCUUUCUGGCUUCCAGUUCCUCCAAAGAGGGUUUUUGAUUUUCUUCGAAAUGAAAACUCAAGAAGUCAGUGGGAUAUUCUCUCCAAUGGGGGUCAAGUUCAAGAAAUGGCACACAUAGCAAAUGGUCGUGAUCCUGGUAACUGUGUCUCUUUACUUCGUGUCAAUAGUACAAAUUCCAGCCAAAGCAAUAUGCUUAUACUUCAAGAGAGUUGCACUGAUUCAACAGGCUCAUACGUGGUUUAUGCUCCUGUUGACAUAAUUGCUAUGAACGUAGUGUUGAAUGGGGGUGAUCCAGAUUACGUGGCCCUGCUUCCAUCGGGUUUUGCCAUUCUUCCAGAUGGGCCUGGGCUGAAUGGAGGGCCCAUAGUUGAGGUUGGAACCGGAGGGUGUCUUCUGACUGUUGCUUUUCAGAUAUUGGUGGAUUCAGUUCCAACGGCAAAACUCUCCAUUGGUUCUGUCACUACAGUUAACAGUCUCAUUAAGUGCACAAUAGAAAAAAUCAAAGCUGCAGUGAGUGAUGGGUGACAGAACAGAAGCUAAUUGCAGAGUCCUCCAAUAUUAGAAGAAAGGCAGAGAAAGAUGACAAGCUGGGAAGGUGGAGCAUACUUAAGUGUUAAGAUCAAGGAGAACAAGUCAAUGAACGCACCUUAGAGUAUCCUUUCAAUGUUA